Naegleria gruberi is the source of this 1021-nucleotide messenger RNA. Its product is annotated as ubiquinol-cytochrome c reductase iron-sulfur subunit mitochondrial precursor. The record is from RefSeq and is a predicted model, not a curated record. The transcript is spliced from 2 exons. Gene Ontology annotation, molecular function: quinol-cytochrome-c reductase activity; 2 iron, 2 sulfur cluster binding. Gene Ontology annotation, cellular component: membrane. Gene Ontology annotation, biological process: mitochondrial electron transport, ubiquinol to cytochrome c. NCBI's taxonomy places the organism in Eukaryota, Heterolobosea, Eutetramitea, Acrasida, Naegleriidae. Bases 1 to 939 code for a protein of 312 amino acids.
AUGCUCAACCAAAGCUACAGACUCAAGACCGUUCUUACUCUCCCAAUCAAGAACCUCGGUUCUUCCUUCUCUGCACACAAAGCUUGUAGCGCUUCUUUAAUCAACAAGACUCUCUCCGCUUUUGAUAUUCAAGCUUUCCCAGGUGUUACUGCUGAACAUCAAGAACCAACCUUCAUUUUCCAAUCAUCAUCAAAGACUACUGCUAUUCCAGAGAUCAAACCACAACAAAUCUUCACUAAUACAUUCUCAGUAAACAAGUCAUUCCGUCAUAAGACUUUGUUGACUGCCCAACCAGUUAGAUUCUACUCUACUCAAAUUGGAAGUGAAAAAACAUUGAAGAGAAACGAACUCCCAGAAGCUGUUCAAAGACUCGUUGAAACCGCUCCAAAGACUGGUUAUCACGGUGAUAACAUUAACGAAUAUCUUAAGGAAGGUGAUUAUGAUAAGCGUCAAUUUGCUUACUUUGUUGCCAACAGCAGUCGUUUUGUUGUUGCUGCUGGUCUCAGAUUAGCUGUUUUGAGAUUCCUUUAUUCUUGGUCCGCUGCUGCUGAUGUUUUGGCCGUCUCUAAGAUUGAAGUUGAUAUUUCCAACGUUCCAAAGGGUAAGACCAUCACUGUUACAUGGAGAGGUAAACCAGUAUUCAUCAAGCACAGAACUGAAGAUGAAACCAAAUCACUUGCUGAAACUGAUCUUUCUACUUUGAAGGAUCCACAAGCAGACUCUGAUAGAACUAAGAAUGAUGAAUGGACUGUUAUUUUGGCCAUUUGUACCCAUCUGGGUUGUGUUCCAGUCACUGAUGCUGGUGUUAUGAAUGCUUUCUUCUGUCCUUGCCACGGUUCUCACUACGAUGCUUCUGGUAGAAUUGUUAAGGGACCAGCUCCAUUGAACAUGGAAGUUCCAAAGCACUCCCUCGAUGGUAGUAUUCUUACUUUGGGUUAAAUCUUUUGAAAGCCAGGGAGGUUUUUCGAGGCUUGUACACAUAGAACUUUAUAAUAAAACUGAUUCAAAUUUCAUAAAUAUU